CUUCUUCACUUUCUGAUUUUGCAUGCAGGCGCCAGAAGUUGGAGCCUUGCGGCAAUAGGCGCGAAACCUGCUGCGUCAUUGCCUGCGGCUGGUUUGUGUUUUUUUGAGAAAACUUUCUUCACCGGUAGUUCGCGUCUGAGUGAAAACAUACAAAAAAGAAGAUGGAGGCAGCCCUGAGUGCUUUGACUUCCACCGGCGCUACUAGCAGCUCGUCGUCGUCAGUGUCGCGGAAGAUUGACGUGCAAAAAUCUAGAAAUGCGGCUGCUCAUCCACGCAAUUCCACCCACGGUCCAGCAGCACUGCUGCGGAAAAGCUGGGAAGUGCGAGGUCUUCAGGAGCGAGCGAGGAGAUAUAACUUUCGGUCUACAUUCUCUCCCGCAAAGCGCAUCGCUCGACUUUUUGGGACAAUACUAGCACCUCGGACCGCAAAACAAGCGCAAACACAACUCGAGCCGGUCUCUGCGCCAGCCUCUAUCGCGCGGAAGACACGUAAUCGUAGGAAGCGUCGAGUACGAAAGAAGAUUAUGAGUGACACGAGUAACAGAAGAAUUAUCAGGAGUCUCACAGCUGCUGCCACAUUUUGUAUCUUCACGAUUCUCAAUACGACCCAUCCAACUCUCGCUGGCGACUACGAUGUGUCUGCGUGGACAAACUGGCCCGCACUUGCCGGUCUUCGCUGCGAAGAAAUGGUUGAUUUUUACCCGGUUGGCGCAGAAGGUAUGGAUUGGCACGAUGAUAUCGGUAGGGACGCGGUCAGACUCUGCGCCCAUGUCGAGGAAUGCGCGGGGAUUAUGCAGUACGUAGGGGAGCAAGAAACCGGGACGUUUUUCUGGAAGGGUAGGCCGCAAUUCUGCAAAGCGGGCGACGGAGAGGGAAACAAGUUCCCGAUUGUAAAGAAAAACCACGACUGGGUGACAAUCUACAAACCGGAGUACCUCUUCCGCGGCUGCCCCGAAAAGUACCCGACGUGCAAAAUCGGCGCGGAUCCGUGGCUGUUGGGCGGUGGGGAGCAAGAGCUUGCAGCUGCAACCGGUGCUGAAAGGAAAGCUGCGUCAGCAGCCGCUCCUGGUCCAUCUAGCACACAGCUGGAUCCGACCGCAAACUAUGACUACGUCUUCACGUCGUCCCUCGACAUGCCGUUUUUCGCGAAGAAGGGAAAGUACAUCCACCUGGACAUGCGGGAGUUCACGGGGAAGGGGCUUGGCGCGUCAGAAGCGAAAGCAGGCUUCAUGUCGGUUUUCUUUGACCACUACGAUGCGGUAUGUCCGGGCGGGAUCGACAUUCACAUGGCGAUUGAGGAGAUGGGGUUGGACGACGUGUACAUAGACGACGGCACGCCGAAGGAGAGGAAGAAGGCUUUCGGGCCGUAUCAGUUUACGUUUUUCUGCGGGAACUUCCACAACGAGACGAGCUAUCCGCCACAGGCUUUGGUGGAUACGUUUGUGCUCGGGAGUUUGCCUCUCGUUCCGUAUGAAUUGUAUCGAGAUUUGGCGAAAUUCCACUUUCACCUACCGGACGCGGGGCAGGGGGUGAGGCGCCUACGAUUGAAGUCCGCCGAGGAUUACUUGAGUGACUUGGCGGGGAAUCCGAAGAAAGAGGAAUUGAUGGCUUACAAGCAAACAUUUUUACUCGUCAUGCAGAACUUGCUUGCCUACCGGUACCGAAUAACGGCGCCAGAGCGGAUUGCGAACGGGAUGUGUCAGUUGUGCAAGAUCAAGGAAAACGACAAGGACGGAGGUACAGUGAGUUUCAGGAUAAGAGUGGUGAUCUCCAAGGAAAUUUUCGAGUGAUGGGUUUGGAGAUAAUUUCUGCAUGAGAAAGCCGCCUGCGGAUGAAUGAACGCGUAACACAAAUUCAAAUCAUGACAGACAACAUCAAAUACGGGUUCGCGAUCAUGAGCCGGCGCAACCAGAAAGAAGUUCGCGCGGGCGUCCGCCGCACCUGGGCAAGUUGGAUCCGCCGGAGUGGGCACUUUUUCGAAAAGUGGACGUCGCUGAAAAUGAGCCAGGUAAUGAGGAAGAAAAUUUGUUUUGCUACCGCCCGCGUCAAAGCAAAAAAUUCAUUUUGCAUGCACCGUAGAAAGGAAAAUACUCUCGUCAUAAGUAUCUAUCUUCAGGUUGACUACCGCUUCUUCGUGGGACACCGGGGUCCGGACAAUCCAAACGACAUUGACGACGAGCCAGAUGUGGAAGAAGUUGGGGUUGUCGAGUCCUACCGCACCAUCAACGUGAAGGCGCUCUCGAUGGUUGCGCGGGCGAACGAGUUGUGGCCGAAACUGACGUUUCUCCUCCGCUGCGACGACGACAUUUACUUGCGUGUUUUCCCACUUUUGUACCACUUGGAGCGCCGCACGCCCGUCAUGUACUGGUGGGGCAAUUUCGACCACGGCAGCAACGUGGUGCGGAAUGAAACCCAUCCGCACUACAACACCUUCACGCAAUUACCGGAACAAGCGCACCCGAUGUGGGGCGAUGUCUUCCCGUUGUACGCGCGGGGGUCGCUUUGGAUCAUGAGCAGUGAUUUACUCGAAAAGGUGGUCGAGGCGUUUCGGGAGGAGGAAAACGCUUACAAGAAGGGGGGCGACGCAAAUUUGGCGGAACUCGCGAGAACCAUUCCGCACCCGGACGACCCCAUGAUGGGGAUUUUUGUGGAGAAUCUGGUGGAUCGAGGGACGAACAUCAAUGUGGACGAUAGAGAUUGGAAUUUGUUCUCGUUGAACCCCUCGUGUGAUGCGAAAUUCUCCAUGCUGCACGAACGGACCUGGAUUAUCCACCACGUCAACGCGGAAACCAUGGACUGCUUCUUCGACAUUGACAUGAAGAACUUCACCGCGUUCCCGACCCCGUUUCCGUUACAAAGGGACUUGCCGUCGCUCUGCACCUGCGCGAUGAAUGUGACGGAGGAAGACAACGGAGACUGGGACGAAUUGGAAGAUCUGGCGCCCGGGCAGGACCACUGGUACCCGAGGAAAAGAUUCAACCCAGAACUAGAAUUCGUGGACGAACGGGAUCAGGAGGAGGACGUUGCCACGUUGGACGCGCCGUCUUCUAGAAGUAGUGCUGGGAAAAGCACCAGCAGCAGUGGUUCAUCUACUGAGGAAGGUCGUGCAAGAACAGAUUCAGACAGCCCAACCGCUGCGUCGGAAGAGGAUCAAGAAUCGUCUGACGGUGCGCCAUAUCAAGUGUAAAAAUGGCUGGGUCUGGAAGAGUGCGCGACUUGUUAUGCAGCUUUUCCAUGACCCAUGAGGUCUGGAAUGCAGGACCUAGCGUGACAGAUUCUGUGCGAUCUCUUUCAUGCCUAUCCUGCGUGAGAAACUCCCUUGCGACUUGGUCAAAACUGGGCGACUUUUGGCAAUCAUGCAACACAGAUUUUUGCAUUCUUCAGAUUUAGCAUGACAAGUUGCAUUCUUCCAGACCCAGACAUUUUUACAUUUGAUACGCCAUCCGCUGCGGAAUCUUCGGCGGGGUCUGAGGGAGCGGUAGAGGAACCGGUGGCUACUGAAGAUGCUAUUGGAGUGGGAGAGCCAACUUUGGUGGAGGAAAUGUGAUGGUGAAGACGUUUCUUCUACCGGCGAGCGGCUUUCCUGAAACCUUUUUUUGGGUCGGAAAAUUAUGCGUCGAACAGGCAACCAUUUAGAAUUAGAUCCAACAUUCAUACCUAGUGACAACCAAAUGUACUUACUACAUCUACAGUCAAUUUGAAUGAAUUUGCAAUCGCACGCCUUCGAAAAUUUUCUAGUGAUUUUCUUGUCGUUGUACUUAAAUGGUAAGCUAAGGCAUUCAAGAAUGCCAAUGCCUACCCUGUAGGAGCUUUUCUUUGUCGUAAAACAGUGUGUCUUUGCUGCUUGAAGUUUGGCUUCAAGCACGAGCAUGAAGAAGUG
Messenger RNA from Amoebophrya sp. A120, 3880 nucleotides. The record is from the annotation of a GenBank genome assembly. Lineage: Eukaryota; Dinophyceae; Syndiniales; Amoebophryaceae.